Messenger RNA from Pelagomonas calceolata, 3123 nucleotides. The record is from the annotation of a GenBank genome assembly. Lineage: Eukaryota; Pelagophyceae; Pelagomonadales; Pelagomonadaceae.
AUGGCGGCGACGCACGUCUUCGUCAACGGCGUGCCCUUGGCCCGCGGCAAGUUCGACUUGUGGAUGGAGGGCGGCGGCCCGCAGCUCGUUGUGGACGUGACGCGGCCUCUGGAAUUGCCGCAACGAGUCGAGAAGAAGAAGACAACCAGGCCGCAGUCGGCACGACAACGACGGCCCCAGUCGGCGUUGGCACGGCCGCAGUCGGCGCGCAUCGGACGGCCGGCCACGGCGAAGCCGCCGCCGCCGCCUGAAAAAGUGUCUCAAAACGAGACCGCCGCCGCCAUCGAAAGGUUGCGGAAGCAGCUCGCGUCGAAGGAGAACAAGACCGUGGCGCGCCUGCGCAAGGCCCUGGCCCAGGAGAAGGAACUCUUGAAGCGAGAACGGAUGCUCGUGACGCGCGAAAGGGCGAGGGUCGCGCGGCUGGAGAAGAGUGCGGAAUUAGCGAAGCGCAUGUCGAAGAAGAAGGGUCCUACGAAGAAGGCUGCUGAAGAGGAGGAUCCCUACGCCGACGACUUCGUCGAGCCCCCGGUCAAGAAAGACGAUUCGUGGCGCGGGAAGCACGGCCGGAAGAAGACGGCGUUUCUGCGGGAGGCCAAGGGCGCCGUCACGCCGUCCAGUGGCGACGGCUUCGUGCUCUCGCCGGCCCGGCCGGCGUUCUCUCCAUCUCCAUCAGAGAAGACUCCCAAGUCCCCCGAGGAGCGCGCUUCGGCCCGCAAAAAAGCUGAGCAGGAGAACAAGCAGGAGCGCGAAUCCGCCAAGAAGCGCCGCGAAGCGGAGCUGGCCCUGCGCGCGAAGGAGCGCCAGGAAUUUGAAGAACGCCAGGCGGCCGCCGCCGAGGAGCGCGAGGCGGCCGAAUCGCACCACGCGGAGGAGGAGCGGAAAUUAAGGGAGAUCGCGGAGAAGGACCGCGUGGCUGCCGAGGAGCGGGAAGCUAGGGAGCGCCGCGAGGCGGAAAUCAAUGCAGAGAAGGAGGCCGAGCGUCAAGCGCGGAAGGAGGAAUUGAAGAGGGAGCUCGUCGAGCGCGAGGCGGCCGCGGCGGCGCGCGAGGCCGAGAAGGAGCGCGAGGCUGAAGAGUGGGCCGAGCAGUUAUGUGGUGCCGCGGUGCGGCUGCAGGCGGCCGAACGGGGUCGAAUUGCGAAAUUACGAGCGGCCGCAAUCGCCACGGCGAAGACGCAGGCCGCCCUGACGUCGGCCGCGACGCGCCUGCAAGCCGCCGAGCGCUCGAGAACGGCCAAGCUCAAGGCCGAGGCGGCGCGCGCGCGCCGGGCCGAGAUCGUCGCGCGGGCGGAGGCGGCCGCCGCGGCCGAGGCCGAGGCGGCUGCAUUAGCUGAAGCCGAACUACUCGCGACGGCGGCGACGCGCCUCGCCGCGGCGGAGCGGGGCCGCGGCGCGCGGAAGGAAGCCGAAGCCGCGAAGAGACAGCGCGCUGAAGCUCUCCAGCGCGCCGAGGCCGCGGCCCGGGCCCGGGCCGAGGCCCAGGCGCGGGCCGACGCCGAGGCCGCGGCACGAGCGGAGGCCGAGGCCCUGGCGCGGUCCGCGACGCGUUUACAAGCCGCGGAGCGCGGCCGCGUCGCCAAAAAACAAACGGCGGAGCGGCGCGAAGUUAUCACGAUGGAUCGGUCGGCGACGCGAUUGCAAGCCGCGGAGCGGUCCCGCGGCGCGAAGAAGCGCGCCGUCGCGGCGCGCGCCGCGCGGCUCGAGGAGACGAUGCGCGCCGAGGCCGCGGCCGAGGCGCUCCGACAAGAGGAGGCGGCGGCGCUCGACGGCGCCGCGGCGAAGCUCCAGGCCGCCGAGCGCGGCCGGACCGCAAAAAUUGAGAUGAAUAAGCGGCGCCGCGUCCGCGACGACGGCGCCGCGACGCGGUUGCAGGCGUCGUACCGCGGCCUCCAGGCGCGCCGGCGGCCGCCGCCGGCCGCGCCGCCGGUCGUCGAGGCCGUCGAUGAAAAUGAGGCGGCCGUGACGAUGCUCCAGGCGGCGGAGCGGCGGCGCACCGCGCGGCUCGAGCUGCGGCAGCGGCGGCAAGUGCGAGAUGAUAGUGCGGCCACGAUGCUCCAGGGCUCCGUGCGGAGACGCAACGCGAAGCAAGAGCUGUCCCAAAGACGGCAGGUGCGCGACGACGGCGCCGCGACAAUGCUGCAAGGCAGUGUACGGCGGCGCAACGCGCGGCAGGAGGUCCAACAAAGGCGACAGGUGCGGGACGACGGCAUGGCGACUUUGCUGCAGGGCGCCGAGCGACGUAGAAGGGCGAAGCUCGAGAUGAAUGAAAGGCGCCAGAAACGCGACGACGGCGCCGCGACGAUGCUCCAGGCUUCGGAAAGGCGACGGACCGCGCGCCUGGACAUGCAACGACGACGAAAAGAGCGGGAUGAGCAGGCCGUCACGCGGCUCCAAGCAGCUCUACGCGGCCGCACGGGCCGCGUCGAGGCCAAGAAGGUCAAAGACGCCCAGAAACCGAAGGAACAGCCGGCGCGGUGCGAGUGCCGCGCGAUCUCGAGCUUCACGGCCCAGAACGACAACGAGAUGUCUCUGAAUAAAAAUGAGCGCGUCUACUGCGACCGCAAGGACCUCGACGAUGCCGACGGCUGGCUGCUCGCGAAGAAGGUCGAUGGAACAAAAGACGGCUACGUGCCCUGCGGCUACCUCCAGAUCGUGGGCGAGGAGUCGGAAGACUACGGCACGGACUUCGGGGAUGAUAGUUAUCGGGACGACUUUUCUGCACAGAAGUCCGAGACCUACGGCGACGACUUCUCGAAGGACAAGUCGGCCGAGGACGAAACGUAUGGAGACGACUUCGUUGAUGAACCGAAGGAGGAGGAAUCUGAUGAAGCAUUGGCAGCGAGAGGUCUCAAAAGAUGUGUCGCGGUGCACGCGUUUAAUGCCGACGGCGAGACCGAGCUCAGUGUGACCAAGGGCGAGUCAAUACUAGUUCCCAUCGCCGAUUUAGCUGAGGGGGCCGACGGCUGGGUCUACGCGACGGCCGUCGAAGGCGGUCGAGAGGGCUACUUGCCGCACACGUACGUCCGGCCCGUCGGCGGGUCCUUGGCGUCCGUCGCCGAGGAGGACCCGUCCGAGAAUUAUGAUGAUGACUCGGUCGAGGCGGAGGAGGUAAGUGACUAGUACUUG